Messenger RNA from Colletotrichum costaricense, 465 nucleotides. RefSeq lists its product as uncharacterized. The transcript is spliced from 2 exons. The record is from RefSeq and is a predicted model, not a curated record. Bases 1 to 465 code for a protein of 154 amino acids. NCBI's taxonomy places the organism in Eukaryota, Fungi, Ascomycota, Sordariomycetes, Glomerellales, Glomerellaceae.
AUGUCACUUUUGGGCCUUGUGGUGACGGCAUCCCAAUGCCACAGAAAGCUUGCGACAAUAACACUUUGCAAUGAGCUGAAGCUAUCCGUACUUGCUCUGGUAAUGAUAGUGUCCCUGCUGUUCGUUUGGCCGACACCCAUCUCUGCCCAAGCAACAUGGCAUUUCAACAACACUCACACUCACUUGUACAGCAAGCAUCACAUAGACUCCAACACAGUCGACAACUUGACAGUGCUGAUCGCCGCUACGGAUCGCCCUGUUCCCUGCAUUCCCGCGCAUCCUACGGUGCCUACGUGCUCGCUUCUCCUCACUUACACGCACAGCUCUCCAGCUUUCGUCCACCAUGAAACCCCCCAAUCUCGCGGGCCUAGUCACCGUCUGCACAUCAUGUCGCACUCUCUCCCUUUCUGCGCAGUACCUCUCCGCCGAGGGAAUACAACGUCAAAACUCACAAUUCACUUGUAA